Molecule: messenger RNA, 1316 nt
Organism: Oryza sativa Japonica Group (Japanese rice)
Lineage: Eukaryota; Viridiplantae; Streptophyta; Magnoliopsida; Poales; Poaceae
Biological process (GO): endoplasmic reticulum to Golgi vesicle-mediated transport
Cellular component (GO): COPII-coated ER to Golgi transport vesicle; endoplasmic reticulum-Golgi intermediate compartment; endoplasmic reticulum membrane
Source: RefSeq, a predicted model, not a curated record
AAAGUGUCGAUUGGCUUUUUGUGUUGUGUUGCGAGGAGAGGCCUUCCGCUCGAAGAAAUCGAAGCCGCGCUUCCCCUCUCCGCCUCCGCCUCCGAUCUGCUGCGGCGGCGCGAUCCGGCAGCCGGCGACCUCCCUCCGCCUCCUUCCCGACCCUUUCGUAGCUUUCUCAAUCCCCUCCCCCCCUCCUCGCGGCGCGCGCACGGCCGGCUGAGAAGGUUUCCGAGGGGGCCGACCUCCUUCUAGCCAUGUACAACAAUUAUGGAAAUUCUCCUGGAAUGCAGAUGCCUCCUAUAGGGCAGAUGCCUCCUGCCGCAGGGCAGAUGCCCUCGGCAAAUCCUCAGCCUGGCCAAUUUGGCAAUCCAUUUUAUGGUGCGAGCUCAGGUCUAAUUAAAACUGGGUUAGGAGCAUAUGGAGAGAAGUUCCUUGGUUCCAGUUCGGAAUUCAUGCAAAGCAAUAUUAACAGAUACUUCUCCAACCCGCAGUACUAUUUCCAUGUGAAUGAUCAGUAUGUCAGGAACAAGCUGAAAGUUAUACUGUUUCCGUUCCUUCACAGGGGGCAUUGGACUAGGAUAAGUGAGCCUGUUGGUGGCCGACUGUCGUACAAACCUCCAAUCUAUGACAUCAAUGCACCGGAUCUUUACAUCCCUUUCAUGGCAUUCGGUAGCUUCAUUAUUCUUGCGGGCUUUACAUUAGGUUUCAUGGGAAAGUUUACUCCAGAAGCUAUAAAUCUGCAGUUCAGCAGAGGACUCAUUGGAUGGGCCUUGCAGAUUGUGAUCCUGAAAGGGCUGCUCUACUCGAUGGGCGGUGGAGAGGUGCCGCUGCUCGACCUGGUAGCUUAUGGCGGAUAUCUAUUUGCCGGGCUUUCCCUUGCUGUCAUCUCGAGGCUUCUGUGGGCUUACUCGUACUUCGUUAUGAUGCCAUGGAUGAGCCUUUGUAUGGGGGUGUUCUUGGUGAGGACGAUGAAGAGGGUGCUCUUCACGGAGAUGAGGAGCAGCGAGAGGCACUCGACGCGGCAGCACUAUUUCCUGCUCUUCCUGGCAAUUUCGCAAUUCCCCCUGUUCUUCUGGCUUGGCAACAUAGGUGCAUGAAAACAUUUUUCUGGUUGCGGUUUGUCGGUAUAAUAGUUAAACCGUGGUGUUUAGGUUCAUUGUAAAAUAGUUUUUCAAUAGAUUUCAACAGCUUGUGUCGUUUGUCCAUUAGAGUAUGUUUAUCGACAGGGUUUGGUAGAUAUGUGCCGAUGUAAGUUUAUGAGUUCAUAACUGGAUUUAUGUUCGAUCUCCGUAAAAUAUAUAUACAAAAAUUUUGUUUAUAGAAUA